Malaya genurostris is the source of this 2448-nucleotide messenger RNA. RefSeq lists its product as uncharacterized. The transcript is spliced from 4 exons. The record is from RefSeq and is a predicted model, not a curated record. The coding region runs from base 166 to 2331 and encodes 721 amino acids. NCBI's taxonomy places the organism in Eukaryota, Metazoa, Arthropoda, Insecta, Diptera, Culicidae.
CUCUGGAAAGAUUCGUGCCGCUUGCAUUGAAAACGUACAUUCGUGGUAGAUAAUGUGUCCACUAUCCUAGAAAACUUUAAAAAAUCGAACGUUAAACUACACCUUUAAGUUUGUAAACUGUGUCUUGUUCGUGUCGUUUUCUGAAUAAACUGCGUGACGAAAAAGAUGGCGGCCAAAACAAGCAUUAUCGAUGAAAGUGCCGACGAUGGUGUACCGGCUGAUUUCUGGAAUGAGGUUCUCGAUAGUUUCGAUGUUAUGGAUGAAUGGCAGGAAGGUAGCGAAGAAGCCAAAAAAGCUGCCGAAGAAAUGGCACGGAAGAAAAAAGAGGAUGAGCUUGAAAAGGUGAGAAAAUUCAACGAAGCUUGGAACAUUACUCCUGCUACUGAAGAGACUAGAAUUGUGGAGAAGAUAGUUGAACCGGAAUCAGAACCGACUCCGUCAGCUAAAUCCGAAGAAGUAACCGAACCUGUGUCAGUGCGGGCCAAGUCGCCCGAUUGUACCAUUAUUCCAAUGGAAAGCGAAGUCAUAACCGUCGAGGAAGAUGCGAUUCAGGUAUCAGAAAACUCCGUAGUUGUAAUUCCAGCCGAAGGGUUACCUAAGGACCCACGCUUGAAACGUUUGGAAGAAAAUAGUCGUAUUCAAAGCCCAUCAAGUCCCACACAAGAAACAAGAAAUGCUUCCGAACGUGAGGAAUCCACGCAAAGGUAUUUCCAGUUUGACCGUGAACGAGAGGACCGUGAAAAACAGAAGCGUAAGGACCGAGAAGAUUUCGAGAGAGCUCGAAGCAGGUUAAGAUCUCGAAGUCCUGGAGUUUAUUUGCGUCGAUCGCAAUCGGACGAUGAGGAAGACAUUGGAAGACCAUCAUUUAGCUAUAGACGAAGUCGGUCUAAAUAUCGCUCAAGAAGUCGAGAGCGUGAAUAUAGAAGAUCUAGAAGUCGCAGUAGACGCCGAAGUUCUCGCUCACGCAGUCGUGAUCGGGCACGGAGUCGUCGUCAUUCCUCAUCUAGGUCAAGAUCCGGUUCGCGUUCCUAUCGCCGAGAAAGCGCAACUGACGGGCCCGCGGCCAUGAUGAGUCAAAUGACUGCUAUGAUGCAAAUGAUGACUGAUCCCAAAAUGAUUCAGAUGAACCCUAUGAUGGCAAUGAUGAUGCAAAUGAAUCCCAUGAUGGCAGCGGCAGCUGCUGCAGCUAGCCAAAAGCCUACGGAGACUCCAGGUUUGACGGCAGAGCAACAGGAUAAGAAAGAUGAUAUUACAGCACAACUAUUCUUGGAGAACAAAAUCAAUUUAUCCGAUUAUUUGGCUACGAAACAUCCGAAUGAGGGCAGAAAAUCUACUCGGGUUAAUCAUAAAGUUGUUCAACACAUCAAGGAAGCUAUAUCUAUACUAGACAAACAGGAAACUAAAGUUCAAUCCGCACGCUUCUUGUACGUUGCUCCAACCUAUCACACGGAUCUGAAGAAACUAGAUAAUCGUUCCCCGUUGAUAUGGAAUGAUCAAAACGUUUUGUACACUUCUACCAGCAAGUCCAAGGAUGUUGGACUGUGUGAACCUUUCCGCAAUGUUAAUCAUAAAAUGAAACAGAUGAUUGAACGGCUCGGUUUGGACGAGGGUAAUAUCUCGCAACGCUUGACCGAGUAUAAAGAAGUGCAAGCCAAAAACAAUUCGGUUGCGGAUGUGGGCACAAUUCAAGCGAUUACCAUUGUUCCUGUUCGUGGCGGAGCCACCACAAAACGUAUUAUCGAUCGCUCGAUACAGACGGAAGAAUUAAGCUGUACCGGAUGCGUUCAAAGACGCAGUAAAACCUACGUUUCUGUGAAUACGCAAACGGCUAGCCGUGCUCGAAUGGUUGAAAUCAGCGUUCAAACGGACCGCGAUCGUGACGUUGAGCUGCAUUCAAUGAACGAACUAAACGUAAAUCAGGUAAAAAUCUUAAAUGAGAUUAUGAAGUACAUGAAGAAACGCCAGGUCUCGGGAACAAUGAUUAACCUGAAAAACAGUCUAGAACGAGAUAUUCCAGAACUGCGAAACCAACAGUUGAACGCUGGUCUUCAUUACGUGUCCGAAAUCGUAGAAAAAAAUGAACGAAAUGCCAAUCGCUAUGCAGGUCCCAAUCCUCUGAAUCCAACGGCUCGUGAAUUGAUCGGAAGACAAUUGCCACAGAGUAUCCGUGACAAAAGAGGUGGAAGAGGUCUGUUCCCGGAUCGUGGUGGAAGCUUUAAUGAAGCUCCCGUGCUAACUUCUGUUGUACCAGCAGGUUUUCGGCAGUCGCCACCACGCAGACAUAGUGGAGGUAAUCGUGGAAAUCGCGGAAACAGGCGCCCAUGGCCGUGAACAAAAUAUAUUGGCCGCUAGUGUGGUUAAUUAGCAAUAUAAGGCAUUUUCAAUUUCACAUGAUAAUACAGACUCUGCUUGGACGGAAUAAAUGAUUACACGUGUAAAAGACAAAAA